Phaedon cochleariae (mustard beetle) is the source of this 716-nucleotide messenger RNA. The record is from the annotation of a GenBank genome assembly. Lineage: Eukaryota; Metazoa; Arthropoda; Insecta; Coleoptera; Chrysomelidae.
GUGGUACAGCAUCAGUCAACAUGUCAUCCAUGAGUCAAAAUCAAGAGGGCUAUGAGAGCCGAAUCGAAUGCGACUGGAAUACAUUUUCCUUUGAAAAGGAGCUCAGCCUUAGAAAAGAAUCUGCUCUUGAACAUCUCAAUAACUGUAGAUCACUAUCGGAAGAAAUAUGCAUGGAUAAAAGUAGUGAGGUCCAAGGAAAAUCAAGAAACCAACUGGAAGUUCUAGAAACUGGAUUUAGGAAUUCCCGACAAAAUUAUGAAAAAAUCUCAUCAGAUUUCAAUACUAUGAAGAGUGAUUUAAAACAAAUAAAAGAUAGUAAUGAGAUGUUGAAUUCGAAAAUUCUGUCUCUUAGGAAGGUUAUCGAAGAUUUACAAGAAGAGGAAUCUUCAGCUUCAUUAGAUUACAAGCAUGACAAAGAUGCUUAUCGAAAGGCGCUCAAUUUUUACAGUAAACAUACUGACCUAAAUGUAGAUCUCAAAGAGAGAUCAAACGAAUCAGUAAAGGGUGUGAUGAAAUUUGCCUCGGUGAAACAACAGUCUCCCAUUUUUGUUACUGUGGAUAAGCUCCAAAGGAAAAUAAUAGACUUCAGUUGUUCAGAACUCACAACAGGAUAUUUGAACGGGGAAUCCACCAUAUGUUUAGCUAACACGCCAGGACUGAUUUGCAGUUUGAGAGAACAAUUCAUCAAUACUGAUAAAACAUCAGAUCGAAAUUAG